CAUGCCCCCGGGAACAUGGCGCCAGCGUGGACCAAUCAGGCUGCUGAGGGCGGGUCCUCUGCGGGAAAGUGGGCACGGCCUAGGGGGGAAAUCACCAAGAACGCACUGGAGGUCCUGGCUCAGGAAAACGCCCUCUGCAUCGAAGGAGAGACCACGCGGCCAUGCCACCCUAUGGGACCCUUACAGCCCUCCUCCUCCUGCCACCUCUGCUGCUGCUGCACGCUGUUCUGGCCGUGCCCCUGGACCGGGGGGCGUCCAAGGAGGAGAAUCCCGCGACCGAGAGCCCCGACACAGGCCUGUACUACCACCGGUACCUCCAGGAGGUCAUCAACGUGCUGGAGACGGACGGGCACUUCCGGGAAAAGCUGCAGGCCGCCAAUGCCGAGGACAUCAAGAGCGGGAAGCUGAGCCGGGAGCUGGACUUCGUCAGCCACCAUGUCCGCACCAAACUGGACGAGCUCAAGCGGCAGGAAGUGUCCAGGCUGCGGAUGCUGCUCAAGGCCAAGAUGGACGCAGAGCAGGAGCCCAAUGUGCAGUUGGAUCACCUGAACCUCCUAAAGCAGUUUGAACACCUGGACCCACAAAAUCAGCACACAUUCGAGGCCCGGGACCUGGAGCUGCUGAUCCAGACGGCCACCCGGGACCUUGCCCAGUACGACGCUGCCCAUCAUGAAGAGUUCAAACGCUACGAGAUGCUCAAGGAACAUGAGAGACGGCGUUAUCUGGAGUCUCUAGGAGAGGAGCAGCGCAAGGAGGCAGAGAAGAAGCUGGAAGAGCAACAGCGCCGGCACCGAGAACACCCCAAAGUUAAUGUGCCUGGCAGCCAAGCCCAGUUGAAGGAGGUGUGGGAGGAACUGGAUGGAUUGGAUCCCAACAGGUUUAACCCCAAGACCUUCUUCAUACUGCAUGACAUCAACAGCGAUGGUGUCCUAGAUGAGCAGGAGCUGGAGGCCCUCUUCACCAAGGAGCUGGAGAAGGUGUAUGACCCGAAGAAUGAGGAAGACGACAUGCGGGAGAUGGAGGAGGAGCGGCUGCGCAUGCGCGAGCACGUGAUGAAGAAUGUGGACACCAACCAGGACCGCCUUGUGACGCUGGAUGAGUUCCUCGCAUCCACGCAGAGGAAGGAGUUCGGGGACACUGGGGAGGGCUGGGAGACAGUGGAGAUGCACCCUGCCUACACGGAGGAUGAGCUCAGGCGUUUUGAGGAAGAGCUGGCUGCCCGGGAAGCAGAGCUCAAUGCCAAAGCCCAGCGCCUCAGCCAGGAGACUGAGGCUCUGGGGCGCUCCCAGGGCCGCCUGGAGGCCCAGAAGAGAGAGCUGCAGCAGGCCGUUCUGCAAAUGGAACAGAGGAAACAGCAGCAGCAAGGCCACAAGGACCCAGCCACUGGCCCCGAGGGACAGCUCAAGUUCCACCCGGACACAGAUGACGCACCUGUCCCAGCUCCGGCUGGUGACCAGAAGGACGUGGAUGCUUCAGAAAAGAAAGUUCCUGAACAGACCCCAGAGCUGCCCCAGCUGGAUUCACAGCACCUGUGAUCCAUCUGGGACCCCAGAACUCUGUGUUCCUUCCAAGGCUGAUGGGUUCGAGGUGUCACAAUCAACCUCCUCUGGGGGCUUGGCAACACGUGUGGCCUCCUGGGGGAGGGGGAACAGGAUGGCUUUUCCAGGCAUCAUCUCUGCUGCCUCUGCUUCUGCAGCCUUCCAGUCUGUGGUCCCUUCAUUUUCUGUCCCCCACCAAGGGACCCACCCUCUCACAUCCAGUCGAGCGCUCAUUGGCUCAGUCGAACUUAGGGAAGCGCCCCCCACCCAAGAGGCUCUGCUCCACACCUGCCUUUCUCCGUGGUUUGGCCUCACCGCCCAGGUUGUCGCCACCAUAGCAUCCCGUGUCCUCACAGCUGCUGGAGUCCUGCCGGCUGCUCACUUCUCUUGGUUUACAGGGCUUGGGUGGUCCCUCAUGAUGUUUCUCAACCUUUUGUGGGACCAGCAACGUCUCAAAGACAGCAUCUUCCCCCAGGCUGGGUGUGAGGACCAGAAGAGCCCUUAGCAGCGCUGCCCAGCUCUGAUCCCAGGAGCGCCAGCUCUCCCUGACCCUGCCUUCCAGCCACCUCUGCCUCCUCCAUGACGACUUGACCCCUAGCCCUUUCCCCCACAGCCCCAGAGGGGGCCCGGAGCUGACCUCACCCCAGGAUGGCUUCCAGCCCCUCAGCCUCAUGUGGGAGACCCUGCCUACCUUUCCGGCCUUACCUCAUGUGACUUCCUGUCUUGCUCUGUACUCUGGUUCCAUCCAAAUACACUUUCUGGAACAAA
Phacochoerus africanus (Common warthog) is the source of this 2306-nucleotide messenger RNA. RefSeq names its product nucleobindin 1 (gene NUCB1). The record is from RefSeq and is a predicted model, not a curated record. Bases 162 to 1535 code for a protein of 457 amino acids. Gene Ontology annotation, cellular component: endoplasmic reticulum-Golgi intermediate compartment; extracellular exosome. Lineage: Eukaryota; Metazoa; Chordata; Mammalia; Artiodactyla; Suidae. The transcript is spliced from 13 exons. Gene Ontology annotation, molecular function: calcium ion binding.